AUGUUGAGAACACUCGAGCCCGUCCGAGCUCGGGUGGCCAUCCGCCCGCUCCCCUGCGGCGCCCACAGACUGCAGCUCCACGUCCAAGUAUCGCAUUCGAGACUGGCUUCCGCGCCAUUCAGAGCCACAGCCACGGUCGUCCUUCCUUCAAUUCACCAUGCGCGGUAUCAAUCGCUUUCGGGAACCGGCGGUCACCAUGGCCAAGCGCCGCCUCCUCCUCCGCCGCCGCCCCCGCGACCCUCCUUCGGCCGCCUACUCCUGCGCGUCGUCGGCGGCAGCUUCAGAAACCUCUUCUCGGCAUUCCGCGGCCGGAACCUAAAGACGCUCUACCGCCAGAACCCCGAGGAACUCGUCCUCGCACUCGCCAUCCUCGCCGCCUUCAUCUUCAUCUUCGCCUACGUCGUCCGCAUCUACUUCACCUACUUCUACUCGCGCCAGUUCACGCGGUACCCGGCCCCCGUCGCCAAGUCGCUCCGCCGCGCCCUCUACUUCAGCAACUACUCGCCCGACCCGCCGCGCGCGCUCAAGUACUACAAGCUAGCUCUGGAGCAGUGCGAGGAGCUGCGCAUGGACCCCUUCUCCGACGACGUCAUGGGCAUCAAGAUCCAGCUGGCCGCGUGGCUCGAGCAGACGCAGAACUUCAGGGGCGCCAUCAAGAUCCUCGAGGUACUCCUCGGCGACUGCAGGCGCUGGGUCGAGGUCAUGGAGAAGAGCGCCAGGGACGGCACGCUGCCCAAGCCCGCCGCGCCGCCGCCGCCCGCCGCUCUCCCUGCCGCCGCAGACAGAGGCGGCUCUGCGAACGGACAGGAGCAACAGGCUACCGACGUCCCGGUUGAGACCAUGUGGGGCAAGAGGGCAAGACUGCUUGGGAAGGCUGUCGGUAUCAGCGUCAAGCUGGGCGAGCUCUACUCGGACGAGCAUGUCCUCGAGUACGACCUGGCACACGAGCGGCUGACAUGGUCAGUCGAAACGGCCCUCAAGGAGCAGCAGCGAAGGAAUACAGAGGGCACCAAGGAUGGCGAAGGGAAGUGGAUGAGCCCCGAAGAGAUCGGCGGCGCUCUCGAAGCCCUCGGUCACAGCUACGAGUCGCGGUCGCAGUUCCACCUCGCGAUCCCCUUGUUCUUUCAGGCGCUCAACCUCUGCCGCGACCCUUGUCACAGCGCCGUCUUAAUGAACAACCUCGCCGUCUCCUACGCCCAGCACCCGGUCCUCGCCCCGGGCCAGGCGCUAGCGGGCAGCACAGCCUCCGCCCCAGCAGCAGCAGCAGCCGCCGGUGCAACAGUCCAGCCGGCCGAGCUGACGGUGCCCCAGGCCAGGGACCGGAGCGAGUACGUCGAGUCGGCCCGAAGGUGGGCGCAAAACGCCCGCAGGCAGGCCAGGGAGCCCCAGGGCGAGCUGCGGACGCCGGAAUGCGACCAGGCGUGCGCCGUGGCGCUCUGCACCCUGGCCGACGUCGAGGCGCUGUCCGGCCGCCCCAGCGAGGCGCGCAGGCGGUAUCUCGAGUGCGCCGAGCUCAGCAAGAAGAUCGGCUUUGACGCGGGCGUGAGCCAGGCCCAGGCUGGCCUGCGCAAGCUCCCCAAAUGA
Molecule: messenger RNA, 1584 nt
Organism: Thyridium curvatum
Lineage: Eukaryota; Fungi; Ascomycota; Sordariomycetes; Thyridiales; Thyridiaceae
Exons: 4
Coding region: 1-1584 (527 amino acids)
Biological process (GO): protein quality control for misfolded or incompletely synthesized proteins
Cellular component (GO): i-AAA complex
Molecular function (GO): misfolded protein binding
Source: RefSeq, a predicted model, not a curated record